Punica granatum (pomegranate) is the source of this 1153-nucleotide messenger RNA. The record is from RefSeq and is a predicted model, not a curated record. NCBI's taxonomy places the organism in Eukaryota, Viridiplantae, Streptophyta, Magnoliopsida, Myrtales, Lythraceae.
GCUUCCGUUCGGCCCCAUUUGGUUUUACUAGGGGAGCUGAAAAUAAGAAGGCCAUCUCAGGGCCCAGUUUUACCUCUCUCUCUCUCUCUCUCUCUCUCUCUCUCUCUCUCUGUGCAUCUCCAAUUAGGGCUCAGGCGCAACCGAGUUGACUCCGCCAUUCUUCAUAGCAGAGGUAUGCCAUACACGAGGAGAAUAAGGUCUGCCUCUCCGCCAGAGAAUGCUUCACCAGUCAGAGGCCGUCGGUCUCGGUCAAGAUCCCCCUCGAGAUCUAGGCGGAGUCGCUCGAGGAGCCAAGAUUCUGAAGGUGCUGCCAAUCCUGGGAAUAAUUUGUAUGUGACAGGGUUGUCAACAAGGAUUACCCAGCACGAUCUUGAGAAGUAUUUCAGCAAGGAAGGGAAGGUUCUCGAAUGCCAACUGGUCAUAGAUCCUCGGACCAGAGAAUCUCGUGGGUUUGGUUUUGUGACGAUGGCAUCGGCUGAUGAUGCAGAGCGUUGUCUAAAGUAUUUGAACCGCUCAGUUCUUGAAGGUCGACUUAUCACAGUCGAAAAGGCAAAAAGAAAGCGUGGAAGGACACCGACUCCUGGCAAGUACCUGGGAGGCAGAGAUAGGCGAGGAAAUGGUGGUAGAAGGUCCCGCAGUUAUUCCCCAAGGCAACGGCGUGACAGAGACCCAUACACAAGGGACCGAUCAAGAAGGUCCCACUCUCCUCGUGGCAGGAGGGAAGAUAAAGAUGCUAACUCUUACAGAAGGCACCGCGACCGCUCCCGAUCCCGAUCCCAAUCCCCUAGAGGCAACACAGGACGGCGAUAAUGAAGAGUUGUUCCUGUAACAAACUCGUCUCUUAAAGGCCUCUUUCCUGGCAAUCUGUAUCUCAAAAAAAAAAAAAAUUCCUCUCGUGAAUGCUUCUAUAGUUGCUUAUAUCCUGGAAAUAUAUAGGGGUGUUAUGACCCUUCGACAAUAUUAUGGGAGAUGAGAACAUGGUUUUGGAAGCAUGUGUUAUUCGAAGAACCUGGUUUUGUACACAAUGUCUUUUAAGAUACUGGCCCGUAAUCCUAUUGUGACCUCUUUGUAUUUGGGCAUGUAGUUGACAUCUUAUUGUAUAUUGGAAAGUAAAGUCAAGUUUGGUAUCAAUAUGAAAGAGACAGGAAUUUAA